AAAACCCUACCAAAACCCUUGAGGGCUCUUGUUUGUAUUAUUUGCAGAAGAAGAUCAAUAAACCCAAGCCUUCUUUUCAUCUUCAUUCUUCUUCUUCAACUUCGACUUCGACUUCGACUUCGACUUCGUCUUCGUCUUCGUCUUCUCUGCAAGCAAAACAAUGCCGUUGGGUGAGAGAGGAGGAUGGGACAAGAGCGAAUCCAGAUAUUGUGGAGUGGAGACUGACUUCGACAAUGACAUGCCGCAUCUUUUGUCCUACAAUCUCUCCACUGGUGGCUUCGAUUUCGUCGUUGCUACUCUGAUGGACCCUGCUUAUAGGCCAAGCUUGGUAGAAAGAGACGCUAGUGGUGGAUCAAAUGUUCUGCCAUUUGCUGCUUCUGACUUGGUUUUGAGCCCCUCCCAAUGGAGUAGUCAUGUUGUGGGAAAAAUUAGUUCGUGGAUUGACUUGGAUUCAGAAGAUGAGACCAUUCGGAUGGAUUCUGAAAUUACUUUGAAGCAAGAAAUAGCAUGGGCUAUGCAUUUGUCCUUACAGGCAUGCCUUCUUCCAUCGCCUAAGGGAACAUCCUGUGCUAAUUAUGCUAGGUGUGUGAAUCAGAUCUUGCAAGGCCUAAACAAUAUGCAGUUGUGGCUUAGGAUUCCGCUGGUAAAGACUGAUGAUGAUUCUAUGGACUCUAAUCAAUUGAUCGACUCCUGGGAACUCUGGAAUUCAUUUCGUCUUCUUUGUGAACAUCAUGGUCAGCUCUCAAUUGCCCUUAAUGUUCUGAGCUCACUACCUUCAGCAAACUCCCUUGGACGAUGGUUUGGAGAGCCUGUUAGAGCAGCCAUAAUAAAUACUGAUUCUUUCCUAACGAAUGCACGGGGUCAUCCAUGCCUUUCGAGGCGCCACCAGAAGCUCAUUACUGGAUUUUUUAACCAUUCUAUACAGAUAGUUAUUUCAGGACAAUCUGUACAUAGUCUUCCUGGGGGGAGCUUGGAUUCAGCUGCAAAUCAUACUGUUAAUAAUGUUGACAAUGCACAGAGACAUCCCCUAAGGCCAUAUUUGGACUAUGUUGCUUAUAUGUACCAGAGGAUGGAUCCCCUUCCUGAGCAAGAACGUUUUGAGCUUGGUUACAGGGAUUUUUUACAGUCUCCACUGCAACCUCUUAUGGACAAUCUAGAAGCUCAAACAUAUGAGACAUUUGAGAAAGAUGCAGUGAAAUACAUUCAGUACCAAAGGGCAAUCAGUAAAGCCUUACAGGACAGGAUUCCUGACGAAGAAGUGACUUCAUUAACCACUGUACUGAUGGUUGUAGGAGCAGGACGUGGACCUCUUGUUAGGGCAGCAUUGCAGGCAGCUGAAGAAACGGGAAGGAAACUGAAGGUUUAUGCUGUGGAGAAAAAUCCAAAUGCAGUUGUUACCCUUCAUAGUUUGGUUAGAAUUGAGGGGUGGGAGAAUGAGGUGAAUAUAGUUUCUUGUGACAUGCGUUUUUGGGAUGCUCCAGAGAAAGCUGAUAUCUUGGUUAGUGAGUUGCUUGGUUCUUUUGGUGACAAUGAGCUGUCUCCUGAGUGCCUAGAUGGAGCGCAAAGGUUUUUAAAAGAAGAUGGAAUAUCUAUACCAUCAUCGUACACAAGUUUCAUCCAACCAGUGACAGCUUCAAAGUUACACAAUGAUGUUAAGUCCCAUAAAGAUCUUGUGCAUUUUGAAACUGCUUAUGUUGUCAAAGUGCACAGUGUAGCAAGGCUUGCUCCUUCCCAGCCAGUCUUUACGUUUACUCAUCCGAAUUUCUCAACUGAGAAAAGCAAUCAACGAUACAAAAAGCUGAGGUUUGAACUACCUAGUGACACUGGGUCAGCCAUUGUACACGGGUUUGCUGGCUAUUUUGAUGCGACUCUCUACAAAGAUGUACAUCUCGGUAUUGAACCGUCAACGGCCACACCGAACAUGUUCAGUUGGUAA
Messenger RNA from Pistacia vera, 1936 nucleotides. RefSeq names its product protein arginine N-methyltransferase 1.5. The record is from RefSeq and is a predicted model, not a curated record. The transcript is spliced from 21 exons. Lineage: Eukaryota; Viridiplantae; Streptophyta; Magnoliopsida; Sapindales; Anacardiaceae. Gene Ontology annotation, biological process: regulation of DNA-templated transcription; peptidyl-arginine N-methylation. Gene Ontology annotation, cellular component: cytosol; nucleus. The coding region runs from base 161 to 1936 and encodes 591 amino acids.